Messenger RNA from Canariomyces notabilis, 2221 nucleotides. RefSeq names its product PAF acetylhydrolase. The transcript has 2 exons. Lineage: Eukaryota; Fungi; Ascomycota; Sordariomycetes; Sordariales; Chaetomiaceae. Gene Ontology annotation, molecular function: 1-alkyl-2-acetylglycerophosphocholine esterase activity. Bases 358 to 2106 code for a protein of 582 amino acids. The record is from RefSeq and is a predicted model, not a curated record.
GUCCAAGUUUUGCUUCGAUGUAUUGUAGACAACUGUGGGUGAGAUGGUGUCGCUCUGUCUUUAAUACACUUACACUUUGCCUCCCAAUUAUUUUCGAGGUACCCCUUCCUUUCUCGAACAUUCCCACAAUCACCAACCUGAAAGCAUCAGUUUCACAGCCUCGGCCAAGAACUCAGAACUCUUUUUUCCCAUAACUACACUAAAACUUUUGCACUAUAUUUGUAUCCAUCUUUUCUCGCUGCUCACAUACACGUACUGGUAACUUCGCCAAAACCGGCAAUUUUCACACAUCUUGCCGUCUCGUUCGUGUGGCGUGGAACCAAGCAUAUGUUUCGCAGCGGCAAACUGUAAGCGACCAUGGCAUCUUUCAUGUCCAACUUGAAUCCGGUGCCCACAUUGCCGGAAUACACGGGCCCAUACAAAGUAGGAACCGUCGAUGUUGAGAUACCAGUCUCGGAACUCGCGUCGCCCAGCCCUACUCCAGACGGCGCCGCAGAUAUCGAAACCGUCCUGUUCAGGAUAUUUUAUCCUUGCGUGCCUGAAUCCCGGGGAAAGCGCAUAACCUGGCUGCCAGCGCCACAGCGUCUUCACAUUGCCGCCUAUGCGCAGUUUCUCGGGCUGGGUUCUCCCUUGGCGUCUAUCCUUUCCUUUCUCCCUCGACAUCUUCACUGGACCACGAUUCCAGCGCAGAAAAAUGCAACUCUUUUGGAUCCCACCUCGGGCAAUCCUAGCCCGAGGUGGCCGGUCAUGAUAUUUUCUCACGGCCUAGGCGGAAAUCGCAAUGCGUACAGCCACUUGGCGGGCUCGAUGGCCUCGUAUGGCGUUGUGGCCAUCUGCCCAGAGCACCGAGACAGAAGCGCAGUGCUCUCGCUAAUCCGCGCACCUGAAAGCCAACAGAAGCGCUCCGGGGUCAAAGCCACCAGGCAUGUGGUGCCUUAUUCUCAAAUACCCCAUGACCAAACACACGAGGUGUGGGAGGCCCGCAACAAGCAACUCCGCAUCCGGCUGUGGGAGCUGGGCCUCAUCUUCGAGGCGCUCAUGGCGAUCGACCGCGGCGACGAGGCCAUCAUCAAGUCCAACCUGAACAAAAGCACGCUCGAAGCCGCCCUGUCCCAGUUCAGCGGCAAGCUCGACGUCCUCGAUCCGGGCAAGGUGAUUUUCGCGGGCCACUCCUUCGGGGCAGCCACUGUUGUCCAGCUCGUCAAAUCGACCUACUACCGCAACCACCCGUCCGUGUCGAGCAUGGCCGCACCUCUCUUCACCCCGACCGAAAACGGCGCAAUCACCCGGCAAAUCACCCCGCAUACGCCAACCAUCCUCCUCGACAUGUGGUGCUUCCCUCUCCUCUCCGCAUCAACCUCGGCGCUCUACAAUCUCCCCUUACCCUGCUACUCCCGCAGCGCUCAACCUGCAAUGCCAUCACCACCGCCAGGCGGCAAUGCCGUGUUAGCAAUUGAAUCAGCCCACUUCUUCUCGUGGACCGAACACUUGCACGCCAAGGCGCGCAUUCUCUCUGCAGACCCUUCCUCAACCUCCUCCACCCCGGACGAACCGGCCAAGCGCGGGCCGAUACCGCAACAACCGCACUUCUUUUACGUCGAACACAGCGCUCACCUCAGCCAGUCCGACUUUGGCGUGCUGUUCCCCUGGCUGACGGGCAAGCUGUGCGGGUCGACGCAGCCGGAGAGGGUGCUGCGGCUGAACGUGCGGGCGCAACUGCAGUUUCUGCGGGAAAACGGGGUCGUCGUGGCGGGGACGGCGCGAGGCGACCUGGUGGACGGGUUGGGCAUCACAGGAGGGGAUGAAAGGAAUGGUGAGGAGGUUAAGGGAGAGGGAAAUGACAAGUGGGUGGACAGGGACGAGGGGAUUCUGCGCAAGGACGGCGGGGUCGAUGCGUGGAAGUGGAUUGAUAUCUGCGGGUUACUGGGAGACGGCGAGUAUCCCUCCGAGGGGGAUAUGAGCCGGGAAACCGAGGGAGGGGAGAGCGCGGAGGCGGUUAGGGCUGAAGAGGGAGAGAAGGAAAUGCAGGCUGAGAUUGAGCCUUCAUUGGAAGCGGCGGUGGAGGGGAAGCUGGCUGAGGCUGGGAGGGAGGUGUUGGGUGCGUAAGUGGGCGGUAUGGCAUUUAUCGGGGGUAUUUUGUAGCGAUAUUUUGCAUUUUUCGCAUGGCGGGCGUUGUCGCUAGAUGGAUGGUUUGUCACAUUAGUGUAGACUAAGAAGGGUU